Messenger RNA from Lipotes vexillifer (Yangtze River dolphin), 1637 nucleotides. RefSeq names its product SH3 domain containing 19 (gene SH3D19). The transcript is spliced from 11 exons. The record is from RefSeq and is a predicted model, not a curated record. Gene Ontology annotation, molecular function: protein binding. Bases 201 to 1391 code for a protein of 396 amino acids. Lineage: Eukaryota; Metazoa; Chordata; Mammalia; Artiodactyla; Lipotidae.
UGCAGGAAUCUGACCAUGCUGGUCAGUCAGGAGGUUCUGUGCGAGGACCCCCAAGGUUGCCACCGAGACCUGUGAAUGGAAAAGUCGUACUAGCUCGACAGCCUCCUCCCAAGGGGGCCCCUGAGAGACCACCUCCCCCAAAACUUCCUGCAACCAGAGCAGCAGAUAAAAAACUGCCUUUUAAUCAGUCUUCUUCCGACAUGGAUCUUCAGAAAAAAACAAGUAACCUGGCAUCUGGACUCUCAAAAGCCAAGAGUCAAGUCCUUAAAAAUCAAGAUCCGGUGCUGCCCCCUCGCCCCAAACCAGGACACCCUCUCUACAGGAAAUACAUGCGUGGGGACGUCCUUGUGAUACUGAAGCAGGUGGAAGGUAAUUACUUGGAGUGCCGGAAGGGAGCCGCCGCUGGCAGAGUUCACCUGUCUCACAUGAAGAUCAUCACCCCACUUGAUGAACAUCUCAGAAGCAGGCCGAACGAUCCAAGCCACACUCAGAAGCCUGUUGACAGUGGUGCCCCUCAUGCUGUCGUUCUUCAUGAUUUUCCGGCAGAGCAAGUUGAUGAUUUGAACCUCACUUCAGGAGAAAUUGUUUAUCUUCUGGAAAAAAUAGGUACAGAUUGGUACAGGGGGAAAUGUAGAAACCAGACUGGUGUAUUUCCUGCCACCUACGUCAAAGUGAUUACUGAUGUUCCAGGAGGAAAUGGGAAAAGGGAAUCCGUCGCAUCUCAUUGUGUUAAAGGCCCAAGAUGUGUUGCUCGAUUUGAGUAUAUUGGAGACCAGAAGGAUGAGUUAAGUUUCUCAGAGGGAGAAAUUAUUAUUCUUAAAGAGUAUGUGAAUGACGAGUGGGCAAGAGGAGAACUUCGAGAGAGAUCUGGGAUCUUCCCCCUUAACUUUGUGGAACUCAUUGAGGAUCAUCCCACCUCUGGUACAAAUGUUUUAAGCACAAAGGUACCACUGAAAACCAAAAAAGAAGAUUCUGGUGCAGAUUAUCAGGAGAACAGUCUUUCUGCAGAAUGGUGUGAAGCUCUUCACAGUUUCACAGCGGAGACCAGUGACGACUUGUCCUUCAAGAGGGGAGACCAGAUCCUGAUCAUAGAACGUGUGGACUCCGACUGGUACAAGGGCAGACUGCGCGACAGGGAGGGCAUCUUCCCCGCAGUCUUCGUGCGGCCCUGCCCAGCUGAGGCUAAAAGUAUGGCUGCUUUAGCACUGAAGGGGAGGAAGGCCAAAGCCUUGUAUGAUUUCCACGGGGAGAAUGAAGAUGAGCUUUCCUUCAAGGCUGGAGACAUAAUAACAGAGCUGGAAUCUGUAGAUGAUGACUGGAUGAGUGGAGAAUUGAUGGGAAAAUCUGGAAUAUUUCCCAAAACCUACAUUCAGUUUUUACAAGUCGGCUAAAGGUGAAGCUUGACUGUGUUCCUUGGCACAAGAACUCGCUUGAACUAUCACUUUGACUAUCAGAUAUGUUUUUGCACUAUUUUUUUAAACUGAAAGAAGUAUCUAUGCUGUACAUGGUAUACUAGAAUUUUCUGAAAGCAGAAAACAUCUGAUUUUGUAGUUAGCUUUCAUUCACAGUAGAAACGUGUGCAUGGAAACCCAUGAGCACAUUUCUACCAAGGAGGACAUCAAGCAGGAUUAGCAAGG